GUCAUGGCUUCUUCUUCUUCUUCCUCAUUUAGCAUCAUCACCUUCUCUGUGUUUCUGGUUCUCGUUGGGAUGGCUUCUGCUCAGCUAUCAUCUACUUACUAUAGCUCUUCGUGUCCCAAUGCCCUCUCAACCAUCAAAUCUGCAGUGAACUCUGCGGUGUCCAGCGAAAGUAGAAUGGGCGCUUCCCUUCUCCGUCUACAUUUCCAUGAUUGCUUUGUCAAAGGUUGCGAUGGAUCUAUUCUGUUGGACGACACCUCUACCUUCACCGGAGAGAAGACGGCCAACCCAAAUAGCAAUUCACUUCGAGGUUUCGAUGUCAUUGACACCAUCAAAUCCCAAGUUGAGACCCUCUGCCCUGGCGUUGUCUCCUGUGCUGAUAUUGUUGUUGUUGCUGCUCGCGACUCCGUUGUUGCUUUGGGUGGGCCCUCAUGGACAGUUCAGCUGGGAAGAAGAGAUUCAACUACAGCAAGUUUAAGCAAAGCUAACACUAACAUCCCUGCCCCAACCUUGAACCUUAGUGGCCUCAUCACUGCCUUCUCCAACAAAGGUUUCACUGCUAAAGAAAUGGUGGCUCUCUCAGGAUCUCACACAAUAGGCCAAGCUAGAUGCACAAAUUUCAGAGCUCGUAUCUACAAUGAGAGCAGCAUUGAAACAUCCUUUGCAUCAUCACUGAAAUCGAAUUGCCCGAGCACUGGUAAUGACAACAAUCUCUCACCACUUGACACAACAAGCCCAACUAGUUUUGAUAAUGCUUAUUUCAAGGACUUGGUGAGCAAGAAGGGUUUGUUACACUCUGAUCAACAGCUCUACAGUGGUGGCUCUACAGAUUCUCAGGUUACCACUUACAGUACAAGCUCUUCCACUUUCUUAACUGAUUUUGCAAAUGCUAUGGUGAAGAUGGGAAAUCUCAGUCCACUCACGGGGACUAGUGGGCAGAUCAGAACCAAUUGCAGGAAGACCAAUUAACUGAGCACUUGUUUUCUAGUUUUUCCUUUUUUU
Telopea speciosissima is the source of this 999-nucleotide messenger RNA. Its product is annotated as cationic peroxidase 1-like. Lineage: Eukaryota; Viridiplantae; Streptophyta; Magnoliopsida; Proteales; Proteaceae. Bases 4 to 966 code for a protein of 320 amino acids. The record is from RefSeq and is a predicted model, not a curated record. Gene Ontology annotation, biological process: response to oxidative stress; hydrogen peroxide catabolic process. The transcript has 4 exons. Gene Ontology annotation, molecular function: peroxidase activity; heme binding.